Messenger RNA from Styela clava, 2178 nucleotides. The record is from RefSeq and is a predicted model, not a curated record. Lineage: Eukaryota; Metazoa; Chordata; Ascidiacea; Stolidobranchia; Styelidae.
UGUUUUAUCAUCAAACUUCCUAUUAUUCCAUAAUAAUAAAUUCAUGCAAUUCUUCUGAAUUUCAAUUCUAAAUUACUAAUUUCGACAAUAAAUCGUUUAUAUUUCCAUGUCCAUGCAUCUGGAAUGACUGCCUGGUCAGCUAUUUCCAUGCUUGUCUCUAUGAUAUGUUUUUGAUAAUUAUGCAUUUGUUUAUAACAAACUUCAUUUUUACCGUAAUAAAUCUAUGUACUUUUCUAAUUUCAAUUCUGAAUCACUGUAUUUUUCACUUUAGUUUAACCUUCAUUUUAAUCCUGGAUUUUUUCUAUAUAAUAUUUAUUUAAGCAUGAUUGUAUUAUUUUUUCAGUUUCAAUUCCAUAGUUACUGUAGUAGAUAAUCUGCCACAGGGAGUCAAGAACAGAUGGAAUGGAUCAUUUGGAAAAACUUUCAUCCGCAUUAGACGAUCUUCGAAAAAACGAAACGGCCUGCGAUUUUAUGAUCAAAGUCGGCGAGGAAUUGUUUCCAGUUCACCGGAAUGUACUUAUCGCUGCCUCUGAUUAUUUCCGAGCCAUGUUGUCUCACGACACUAAAGAACGACAAGAGGGAGUUGUUGAUAUGAAGGAAGUUGAACCAGACGCUGUAAAAUUAUGCAUCGAAUUUAUGUAUACUGGUGCCACGACUGUUACCAUGGAAGUGGUAGAAAAUGUUCUGCCUGCAGCUGGAAUAAUGCAGCUCAAUGCUCUCAGCGAAAAUUGCGUUGAAGUUUUGGAGGAAAACGUGAAGGCUGAAAACUGUAUUUCGGUGUUGAAGUUGGCAAGAACGCAUAGUUUUACUGAUCUUGAGGAAAAUGCUUUGGAACUUUUCAGAGAAAAUUACAAUUUUGAAGAAUUUGGUGAUUUUGUCGAACUUGAGAAAGAAGGUCUUGUGGAACGUAUUUCUGAUUUUAGUUUGAGAAAUGAAUUGGCCUGGGAAGUUAUAAUAAAUUGGAUCAAACUUAAUGUUGAAGAACGAAGCAAAGAUAUUCUUGAAUUCAUUAAACUUCUGGAUUGGGAUCCUUCCCCUUCAACAUUACUUCUGGAGAAGCUGCAAGCCGAACCAGUAUUUAUUGAAAAUCAGAAGUGCAAGGAUUUCCUCAUGAUUCAGUUAUUUUCAAAUUUGUCUCUCAGUCGUGAAACUUUUAUGGAGAUUUUUCGAACAAGUCAUCCUAACUGUUUCUGUGAUGAGAGUGCACGAUGGGAUGCCUUGAUGACUUGGAUUAAGCAUGAUAACGAGAGGAAAACUUUGCUUCCUAAACUUGUUGAGUACAUUCGGUUUGACCGUUUAUCUGAUGAUUUUUUGAAAAACAAAAUAAAUAAUGAAUCCUUGCUCUCCGAAUAUCCAGAAUGUUACAAAACUAUCUUUGAAGCUUUACAUGUUAGGAGCUCUAUGGAUAAAAAUUACAUUGCUGUGUUGUACCCGGGUGGGAAAAUUUACACGAUAAAUUUUGCCGACCGUUCCUGGCGAAAGUUGCCAGAUUUACCAUCAGAAGGAAUCAUAGAUGGUUUAUUCACAAUCCAUAAUAAAUUGUGUGUUUUAUUAGGAUGUAUAUUGCUCUAUCUGAGUGAGAACGGCUCGGAAUGGUUAAAACGUAGAAUAAUGAAAGAAUCUCCUGAUGACGAAACCUGUGCGAAGAUUGUUACGUACGGCAACUGUGUUUAUGUUGUUAAAAACGAGAUGUUAGGAUGUUACGAUAGUUCUAAUAAUGAAUGGAAAGAAUCUUUUCCGGGAUGCGGAUUCGAUCAAUUCUACGCAGCAAUGAAUAAGGAUGGAAUAUUCGCCUCAGGGACUAAUGAAUCCUCUAAGUAUUUCUCUUUAUCUUCAAAUUCAUGGGGAAAUGUUAACAGAGCUUCAAAGAAAUCUCAAAAUUUUUCCGUGGCUCAAUUAAAAGGAGAUAUUUAUGCAAUAGGAUCGUUUACACCUGAUAAAAAGAAGCAUUAUCGUGUACUCCGCUACAAAGGUAACGAAUGGUGGAAAACUGGUGAUUUUCCUGUUGAUGUUGCAACGAAAAGUUUUGCAUUCACAGUCAACGACCGUUUAUUCGUUUUACUAUCUGGUUCGUUUUAUAUUUAUGACGAAUUGGGAGAUUCCUGGGGAGUUCUUUGUAAAUUGCCAAUUUAUUCAAAAGGUGGAUUGAUUAGUUCUGAUAAAACUUCCCAACUUUGA